GCGGAGGGAGGAUUCCGCCCUCCGGCCCACGUGGUCGGGGCGCCGCUGAAUCGCGCCCGGCGGAGGGUCUUCACUGCGAAAUACAAAAGCGGCGGGGCGGCGGGCGAGGGGAGAGUUGCCGGCGGAGAGGAGGAGAGAGAGAGAGAGAGAGAGAGAGAGAGAGGAGUUGCCGGCAGCCGCAGCGGCAGGAGGGGCGGCCCCGCAGCGGCGAUGGGGCAGAGGCGCCCGCAGCCGGGGAGCGGCCGCGCUGCCGGGCUCCGACCGCCGCCGGCCCCCGCGCUCCCGGGCUCGGUGUGAAGCGGCGGCCCGGCCCGGCCCGCAUGGGGAGCAAGAUGCGGGGAGCCGCCUUGGCGGCGGGGCUGUGGCUCGUGGCGCUGGGCUCGCUCGUAGCGCUGUGGUCCGGGCUCCCGCAGCGGGCGGAGCGGCGCUCCUUCUCCGGGCCGGUCCUGCCGCCGCCGCCGCCGCCGCCGCCGCCGCGGCCGGGAGCCCCCAAAACUUUCCGGGCGCUGCUGACGCUGCCGGGCGGCGGGGACGGGCCGCCUCCCGCCCCCUGGGCGUCGGAGCCGCCUCGGGCCGGGCCCCCGGCGGUGCACGGGGGCAUCUUCUGGAGCCGGCGGCUGGAGGAGCAGGUGCCCCGCGGCUUCUCGGAGGGCCAGGCGGCGGCCUGGCUGCAGGCGGCGCGGGCGGCCCGCGUGGUGGCCCUGGAGCGCGGCGGCUGCGGGCGCAGCUCCAACCGGCUGGCCCGCUUCGCCGACGGCACCCGCGCCUGUGUGCGCUACGGCAUCAACGCCGAGCAGAUCCAGGGCGAGGCCCUGUCCUACUACCUGGCCCGCCUGCUGGGGCUCCAGCGCCACGUGCCGCCGCUGGCCCUGGCGCGGGUGGAGCCGCGGGGCGCGCAGUGGGCGCCGGUGCGGGACGAGCUGCUGGGCGCCCACUGGGCGGAGGGCAGCGUGGUCAGCCUGACCCGCUGGCUGCCCAACCUGACGGACGUGGUGGCCCCGGCGCCCUGGCGCUCCGAGGACGGGCGCCUGCGGCCCCUGCGGGCGGGGGAGCUGGCCAACCGCAGCCAGCCCGAGCUGGUGGAGCUGGUGCAGUGGACCGACCUCAUCGUCUUCGACUACCUGACGGCCAACUUCGACCGGCUGGUCAGCAACCUCUUCAGCCUGCAGUGGGACCCGCGGGUCAUGCAGCGGGCCACCAGCAACCUGCACCGCGCCCCCGGGGGCGGCCUGGUCUUCAUCGACAACGAGGCGGGGCUGGUGCACGGCUACCGGCUGGUGGGCGUGUGGGACAAGUACCACGAGCCGCUGCUGCGCUCGGUCUGCGUCUUUCGGGAGCGGACGGUGCAGCGGGUGCUGGAGCUGCACGAGCGGCGGGACGCCGCGGCGCAGCUGCUCCGCCUCUACCGGCGCCACGAACCGCGCUUCCCCGAGCUGGCCGCGCUGGCCCAGCCCCACGCCGGACUCCUGCAGCGCCGCCUCCACUUCCUCGCCGACCACAUCAAGCGCUGCCGGGACCAGGACGGCGCCCUCUGACCCCCUUCCCUCCCGCCCGGAGCCGCGGGGCGGGCGGUGGGGGGGGGGGGGGAGAGGCCCCCCAAAAAAACCCCGCCGACCCAGCCUCGCCAACCCGUCCGGCUCGUGGUCCCACCCUGGACCUUUCUCGGUUGUCCGACCGUGCGCCGGCCUUAAAAAGCGCAUCUCUCGCCCCUCCUCUAAAAGGGCCUGGGGAUGGAGCGCCAGAGCGGGCCCCUUCCCCGGGCUGGGAUUAAGCUGCGGUGCUCUACAGGGGUUGGUUGGUCACGACAGAGAGUGGCUCCCUUUUCCCCGCUUUCUACAAGGAGGUGACCACUACAGAGUGGCUCCCUUUUCCCCGCGUUUUACAAGGAGGUGACCACUACAGAGAGUGGCUCCCUUUUCCCCGCUUUCUACAAGGAGGUGACCACUACAGAGAGUGGCUCCCUUUUCCCCGCUUUCUACAAGGAGGUGACCACUACAGAGAGUGGCUCCCUUUUCCCUGCUUUCUACAAGGAGGUGACCACUACAGAGAGUGGCUCCCUUUUCCCCGCUUUCUACAAGGAGGUGACCACUACAGAGAGUGGCUCCCUUUUCCCCGCUUUCUACAAGGAGGUGACCACUACAGAGAGUGACUCCCUUUUCCCCGCUUUCUACAAGGAGGUGACCACCACAGAGAGUGGCUCCCUUUUCCCCACUUUCUACAAGGAGGUGACCACCACAGAGAGUGGCUCCCUUUUCCCCGCUUUCUACAAGGAGGUGACCACCACAGAGAGUGGCUCCCUUUUCCCCGCUUUCUACAAGGAGGUGACCACCACAGAGAGUGGCUCCCUUUUCCCCGCUUUCUACAAGGAGGUGACCACCACAGAGAGUGGCUCCCUUUUCCCCGCUUUCUACAAGGAGGUGACCACUACAGAGAGUGGCUCCCUUUUCCCCGCUUUCUACAAGGAGGUGACCACUACAGAGAGUAACUCCCUUUUCCCCGCUUUCUACAAGGAGGUGGCCACUACAGAGAGUGGCUCCCUUUUCCCCGCUUUCUACAAGGAGGUGACCACUACAGAGAGUGACUCCCUUUUCCCCGCUUUCUACAAGGAGGUGACCACUACAGAGAGUGGCUCCCUUUUCCCCGCUUUCUAUAAGGGGGUGGCCACUACAGGGAGGGGCUCCAUUUUCCCCACCUUCCAUAAGGGGGUGGCUACUACAGGGAGUGGCUCCGUUUUUCCCGCGUUCUACAAGGGGGUGGCCACUACAGAGAGUGGGUCGGGGAAGCGGAGUGUAGCCAGUCUGCAACCAAGUGGGAUUGUGUCUGCCUCUCACACACACUGUCUCCCGUGCAGCUCGCCGGUUGAUGAGCCGGUCCUCGUCCGCUCCGCCUCCUUUGUUCCGACGGGUCUCAUCACCGUUAAAUGGCCAGGAGGAGAGUGUGCCGAAAAAAGAUCCCCCUAAACCCUUCGUUCUGGUGUCGGGAAGCCUUACGAUCCUUUUAAGUUGGUCCGACUCGUUUGUUACUGCUGUCAUCUGGCCUGAAUGCUGCGAUGCUGAACAGACUUAAUACAGCCAAUGGGAGAGAAUGGAUUUUUCUCCCUUACCCCACUCCUCCCCUUUGCUCCCCACCUCCCCGGGUUAAAUUGACCAAGAUUUUGACAGUGAUGAUAGCCUCCAGAUAGGGGGAAAAGAUUUCUUAUUUCAUGCACUUUACUUUGCUUUUUUUUAUUAAAAAAACUUUUUUAUUUGACAGUCUGCCUUCUGUGUAUAUAUGUUCAUAAGCUGUUUUGUGUAAAUAUACUAAAACUUAUAUUUCAAUAAAAGGGAAUUUGAAAUUUAGGAUUUUAAUUUAAACUGCUGUAUGGUUUUAACUCUCGCUGGGUACGCUGUUUUUAAAUCAGUCGACAGAGAGACCAGAUUCCUCGUGCCUCCACUAGUACUAAAAACCGCCUCGGUGAACUGAAGUACUCUUGUAACAAAGGAUUUGGUUUAUGUGGAUUAUUUCAAACAGUAUUACUGGAAAUUUGCUCCCCCAUUCCUUUGGCGUAACGCUACGGGUUAUGAAUUCACCACUGUGAAUCAAGUUCUGAAUUCAAACAAAGCCUUUUAUUUGCGGGUGAAUAAAGCUCCA
Molecule: messenger RNA, 3630 nt
Organism: Ornithorhynchus anatinus (platypus)
Lineage: Eukaryota; Metazoa; Chordata; Mammalia; Monotremata; Ornithorhynchidae
Gene: FJX1
Product: four-jointed box kinase 1
Exons: 1
Coding region: 321-1535 (404 amino acids)
Biological process (GO): cell-cell signaling
Source: RefSeq, a predicted model, not a curated record